Molecule: messenger RNA, 1737 nt
Organism: Mollisia scopiformis
Lineage: Eukaryota; Fungi; Ascomycota; Leotiomycetes; Helotiales; Mollisiaceae
Product: putative MFS multidrug transporter
Exons: 7
Coding region: 1-1737 (578 amino acids)
Biological process (GO): transmembrane transport
Molecular function (GO): transmembrane transporter activity
Source: RefSeq, a predicted model, not a curated record
AUGGCCCAAGAUGAGAUCCCACGCAAUGGUUCUCUGAAGGACGACAUUGUGUCUGAAAAACUAUCAUCGCACGACGCAAAAGAUUCUGCUUUGAGCAGCAAAGAAGUUGAUGAGGAUGUUCUACCUUCUGAAAGAGUUGAAGUGGAAGAGACGGGGAACAACAACCAGCAAGAGAAUGAAUCCUAUCUGACUGGAUGGAGGCUUCAAACACUCCUCGUUGGCGUAUGCCUCAAUUUAUUCCUUUCGAACCUAGAGACAACCAUUGUGAGCACAUCACUUGUAUCAAUUUCGAAUUCCUUGCAUAGCUUUAGCUCCAGCAGUUGGAUUGUCACAGCGUAUUUGGUGACAUAUACUGGAUUCCUGGUCAUCAUCGCAAAGCUCAGUGAUAUCUUUGGCCGGAAACCUUUUACUGUAAUUGUGUUGAUUGUUUUCAUUGCCUUUUCGUUGGGCUGUGGAUUAACUCACGAUAUGACAAGCCUCAUCAUAUUCCGCGCAUUCCAAGGCAUUGGUGGUGGAGGUCUAUACUCGAUGGCAUUUGUGGUGCUACCUGAAAUGGUGCCGACCAGCAAAUAUCCACUUUAUGCCGCAAUCCUAUCCUCGACGAUGGCACUAUCGAAUCUCGCUGGCCCACUCCUCGGUGGAGCAGUCAACCACAAUGAAGGAAGCAGCAGUGUAUGGAGAUGGAUCUUUCUGCUCAAUGGACCUGGUGGUGGGGUAGCGUUAGUUCUUAUCAUGCUUGGGAUGCCAGCUUACUUUCCCAAUCACAAAUCGUCGAGUCAAGCCCACAAGAAGAACGCCCUUACCAUGCGGAACCUGCGGAGAGUGGACUUGAUGGGGCUUGUCUUUCUACUUGGAGCUUCGAUAUUGUUAGUAACAGCGUUGGAAGAAGGGGGAACUCAAUACUCCUGGCAUAGCUCGGUGACAUUGUCUUUGUUGAUAAUCUCGUUUCUGUUGUGGUUUCUAUUCAUUGCUUGGGAGUGGUAUCAAGGCAAGAGGAACACGAUUCAAGAACCAAUCUUUCCUUGGCGCAUGGCUACAGAUCGAUUCGUGAUGGGCGUACUUUUAAACUCUCUCUUCUCCGGCGCGACCAUGACCGCAGUAGUUAUUAAUCUUCCGCAAAGAUUCCAGGUCGUCAACGGCGAUUCUCCUCUCACAGCAGGAUAUCGAUUUCUGGCACUUACAGUUGUUGCAUCAGGAGGCGCCUUCAGUGCUGGCUUCCUGGUACAAAAUCUCAAGGUCGCUCCAUUCUUUGUUUUACUUGGCGGUGCAAGCUUGCAAAUCAUUGGCCUUGUCCUUGCAAGCUACCUCUCUACUGAAUAUAAAGUUCAGAAGAUUAUCUACUUUUACCAGGUUAUUCUUGGGUUAGGAUUCGGCAGCAGUUGGAGCUGUACCAUCAUGGCUAUCCCACUGGUCGUCAAGAAGAAAGACACAGCUGUCGGUAUGGGGAGUAUUGGACAAUUUCGCUACCUUGGUGGUUCCAUCGGCAUUGCAAUAUGCACGAACAUACUCAACAAACACAUAUCUAAAGCUCUUUCGACUCUGCUCUCGCCCUCUCAGCUUGGAGAAAUUCUUCAGUCAGCCCAAAUCAUAAACGAGUUCCCUCCGUCCUUGCAGGAUGCCACCAGGCGAAUCUAUGCGGAAGGUUAUAAUACCCAGAUGCGGGCGAUGGCUGGUUUUGCUGGUGCUGCACUGUUGGCUACGUUUCUGAUGUACGAGAAAAAUCCAAGAAGACCUUAG